Phlebotomus papatasi is the source of this 1538-nucleotide messenger RNA. Its product is annotated as acyl-CoA Delta-9 desaturase. Bases 241 to 1359 code for a protein of 372 amino acids. Gene Ontology annotation, cellular component: endoplasmic reticulum membrane. Lineage: Eukaryota; Metazoa; Arthropoda; Insecta; Diptera; Psychodidae. Gene Ontology annotation, biological process: unsaturated fatty acid biosynthetic process. The transcript has 6 exons. Gene Ontology annotation, molecular function: stearoyl-CoA 9-desaturase activity; iron ion binding. The record is from RefSeq and is a predicted model, not a curated record.
ACCUGCAAAGAAAUUGUUCUCUCUAUAAUUAUUACUUCGUAUGUGGUUUAAGUGAAGAAAAAAAAAUUAAAAAAAAACGACAAAUCUGUGAGAAAAGUUUAUGUCAUCCCUGGAAGUGGUGAUGAAUGGGUUUUCUCGAUGAAAAUCACAUAAAUUUCAUCAACAUUCUAUAAAGCGGUCGCCCACAAAUUCAAUACUUUCCUGGUUGACUUCACUCUCGUGUGAUCAACUGUGAACACAAUGCCACCCAGUAUUUCUAAAUCAACCCUACUCGAAGAUAAUCUAACCAGUGAUGUAAGGCAGAGGAAGAAUGAUUUGAAUGACAAUCCAGUGAGUGUCGAUGGAGAGGAGAUCAAGGGUCAGGAAUCUUCCACAAAUUACACAGACUUCAAGCCCGAAAUCAGAUGGCCAGAUCUCAUUGUGCAGAUAUUCCUUCAUUCAGGAGCCCUCUAUGGCCUCUACUUGCUCUUCUCCAUCAAACUCUAUUCAUUUAUAUGGUUCAUAGCUUUAAUAUACGGGUCGGGUUUCGGAAUAACAGCCGGUGCCCAUAGACUGUGGUCACACAAAGCAUACAAGGCCAAGUGGCCGCUGCGUCUUCUUCUUGUGUUCCUCUUCACAAUUGCUGGUCAAAGAGACGCCUACACAUGGGCCCACGAUCACCGGGUGCAUCAUAAGUACUCCGAGACGGAUUCUGAUCCGCACAAUGCCAAAAGAGGCUUCUUCUUCGCACACGUGGGAUGGCUCUUCCUUACUCCUCAUCCCGAUGUCGUGGAGAAAAGGAAAAUCAUUGAUAUGAGCGAUUUGGAGGCAGAUCCCAUUGUAAUGUGGCAGAAGAGGCUCUAUGUGCCGCUCUUUGCUCUCUUGGCCAUCGCUAUGCCUGUGGUUGUGCCUUGGUACUUCUGGCAGGAGAAUCUCUGGAUCUCCUUCUGGACAAUGUUCAAUCUUCGAUUCUGCACAACGCUCAAUAUUGCCUUCUUCGUCAAUAGCGCUGCUCACAUGUGGGGUCAGAGGCCAUAUGAUAAGAAUAUUAAUCCAGCAGAAAACAUCACAGUUGCAGUUGCAGCUCUUGGUGAAGGAUGGCACAAUUACCACCAUGUCUUUCCUUGGGACUACAAGACAGGUGAAUUGGGCGACUACAAAUUCAAUCCCACCACAGCUUUCAUUGACUUCUUCGCCAAGAUCGGUUGGGCUUUUGAACGUAAAUCCGUCUCACGUGACAUGAUUGCACGAAGAGCGGCCAGAUGUGGUGAUGGAACGCACUUCCUCGACUCGAAUGAAGCCCAUAAGGAUCCCGUUUGGGGCUAUGGAGACAAGGAUAUUCCUUCGGAUGAUGAAGUUGAGCUACGUUCAAUGCAAUAGUUGCGCACAUGCCUUGCUGUCAAGCCUUAUUACCUCCUUGACGCUGUAUUUUCCAGAUAAAAUCUGUGAGAAUACGAUAAAAUUCUACGCAUGUCUAACAUUAUUGGAAAAAAAUAAGAAAAAAAAUAUCUUGUUGUUUAGUGAGGCAAUUUGCAAAUGAAAAUUUUCUAUUGCGAACA